This is a messenger RNA of Trichomycterus rosablanca, 1821 nucleotides long. RefSeq names its product potassium voltage-gated channel, shaker-related subfamily, member 1a (gene kcna1a). Bases 269 to 1747 code for a protein of 492 amino acids. NCBI's taxonomy places the organism in Eukaryota, Metazoa, Chordata, Actinopteri, Siluriformes, Trichomycteridae. Gene Ontology annotation, molecular function: delayed rectifier potassium channel activity; protein binding. Gene Ontology annotation, cellular component: juxtaparanode region of axon; neuronal cell body; synapse. The record is from RefSeq and is a predicted model, not a curated record. Gene Ontology annotation, biological process: potassium ion transmembrane transport; protein homooligomerization. The transcript is spliced from 2 exons.
AAGAGCUUUGCUGAUAGAUGACAAAAAGCAUUUCUUCAGUUGCCAUCUACAUCUACAAGGACCAGAGGCAGCAGUAGCGGAUGCAGUGGAAAGAAGCGAUGGUGAAGACAGCGCAAGUUGCAGUGGGACCACACUGAAGAGAAGCCAAACUAGCCAGAUAUCAAGUAAAGCAUUCAGAAAAAGGAGUUUGGAAGCAUACUACAUGUCUGUAGCAUCACAAUAACCGCAGUCCAGCAACUCCUGCAGUGCUUUGACUCAGAGGUGCAGGAUGACAGUAGUGGCUGGAGAUAACAUGGAUGAAACAUCAGCUGUGCCGGGGCAUCCACAGGACACAUAUUCCCCUGAUCAUGAUGACCAUGAAUGCUGUGAAAGGGUGGUCAUCAAUAUUGCUGGGUUACGCUUUGAAACCCAGCUAAAAACCCUGGCUCAGUUUCCAGAGACACUGCUUGGGAACCCCAAAAAGAGAAUGCGCUACUUUGAUCCCUUAAGAAACGAGUACUUCUUUGACCGCAACCGUCCUAGCUUUGACGCAAUCCUUUACUACUAUCAGUCUGGUGGGAGACUGAGGAGGCCAGUGAAUGUCCCAUUGGAUAUGUUUUCAGAAGAAAUUAAGUUCUAUGAACUUGGAGUUGAGGCAAUGGAGAAGUUCCGCGAGGAUGAAGGAUUUAUCCGUGAGGAAGAACGGCCACUUCCCGAGCAAGAAUAUCAACGUCAAAUCUGGCUUCUGUUUGAGCAUCCUGAAAGCUCAGGACCAGCUAGAGGAAUUGCUAUCAUUUCUGUUAUGGUUAUUUUAAUUUCUAUAGUCAUAUUCUGUUUAGAGACUUUACCAGACCUGAAGGCGGACCCUCGGGGGAGAAUAUGGACGGUAGGAAACACCACCUACUACUACAAACCAAACAUUCUCACUGACCCCUUCUUCAUUGUUGAGACCCUCUGUAUAAUCUGGUUUUCGUUUGAACUUAUAGUACGAUUCCUUGCGUGUCCAAGCAAGGCAGCCUUCUUUAAGAACAUGAUGAACACCAUAGACGUGGUAGCAAUCAUCCCUUACUUCAUAACUUUAGGCACAGAGAUGGCAGAAGAGGACGAUGGCAAAGAGAGCAAAGGGGAGCAGGCAACAUCACUGGCCAUUCUCAGGGUGAUUCGUCUGGUCAGGGUGUUUAGGAUCUUCAAGCUGUCUAGGCAUUCCAAAGGCCUGCAGAUUUUAGGGCAGACCCUAAAAGCCAGUAUGCGGGAGCUUGGAUUGCUCAUCUUCUUCCUCUUUAUUGGUGUAAUCUUGUUUUCAAGUGCUGUCUUCUUUGCAGAAGCCGACGAGGCUGAAUCACAAUUCACCAGUAUUCCUGAUGCGUUCUGGUGGGCUGUUGUAUCAAUGACCACCGUUGGCUAUGGAGACAUGGUUCCUGUGACCAUAGGGGGCAAAAUUGUAGGAUCUCUGUGUGCAAUUGCUGGUGUGCUGACUAUUGCUCUACCGGUGCCUGUCAUCGUAUCCAACUUCAACUACUUCUACCACAGAGAGACUGAAGGUGAGGAGCAAGCCCAGCUCCUGAAUGUGAGCAAUCCCAACAUUGCAUCUGACUCUGAUUCUAGUCGCCGCAGCUCCUCAGUUGUCAGCAAGUCCGAGUACAUGGAAAUUGACGGAGACAUGAAUAACAGCAUGGACAACUUCAGAGAGGCCAACCUUAGAACUGGCAACUGCACAAUAGCAAAUCAAAACUGUGUUAACAAAAGUAAGCUGCUAACUGAUGUCUAGAGACUGUGAAGAUUUAGUCAGAUUUGACUGCUUCAGUAUUCAGAUGCUUCAUUCAACUCCCUACAGCACUCCUG